This is a messenger RNA of Myxocyprinus asiaticus (Chinese sucker), 4397 nucleotides long. RefSeq names its product peripheral plasma membrane protein CASK-like. The record is from RefSeq and is a predicted model, not a curated record. Gene Ontology annotation, biological process: regulation of neurotransmitter secretion; protein phosphorylation. Gene Ontology annotation, molecular function: signaling receptor binding; protein kinase activity; ATP binding. Gene Ontology annotation, cellular component: basolateral plasma membrane; cell-cell junction; plasma membrane. NCBI's taxonomy places the organism in Eukaryota, Metazoa, Chordata, Actinopteri, Cypriniformes, Catostomidae. The coding region runs from base 492 to 3311 and encodes 939 amino acids. The transcript has 28 exons.
CGUCUGUGAGCUGGAGGAUAGACGCCGAGGCGACGAAGACCUGCGGAAAACCGUUACACAGGAGCGCUGCUUUUCUUUCUGCUCACACCGAACCGCUAUAACGGCAGAUCAGGGCGUGUACCGGGACAAUCAUGCGCUCGUGCGGAUGGGAACGGAAGCGGCUGCAGAUUUAACGCGUAUUUUCAUGUCUGAGGCGGAUCGUCGGGAGAACUCGAGUCGUUUGGGCGCAUCAGCGCGUUUUCUGCGGCCGCGCGCAUCACAUUGACAGCCAUUAUUAGAAGCGGCCGCUCGCGUUCACCGCGGAUGCUGCGACCUGAAUCCCGGAGCGCUGCUUUUUCCUGACAUCACACCGUCAUCCUCCGCUGUGACAGACGUCUCCAGACGCGCGGUGUCGUCGACGGGAGUCCGGGGGAUUUGCUGGAUCGAUAAAUCCCCUCCACACCUGAACUGUGUUUUAUCUGAGAUCUCUGUGAGGAUCUAUCGGCGGGAGGAUGGCUGACGACGACGUGCUGUUUGAGGAUGUGUACGAGCUCUGUGAGGUGAUCGGAAAGGGUCCGUUCAGUGUGGUUCGCAGAUGCAUCAACAGAGACACCGGUCAACGGUUCGCUGUGAAGAUUGUAGAUGUGGCCAGUUUCACCUCCAGCCCUGGACUCAGUACAGAGGAUCUGAAGCGUGAGGCGAGUAUCUGUCACAUGCUCAAACAUCCUCAUAUCGUGGAGCUUCUGGAGACGUACAGUUCAGACGGGAUGCUCUACAUGGUCUUUGAGUUUAUGGAUGGGGCAGAUCUGUGUUUUGAGAUUGUGAAGAGAGCUGAUGCUGGGUUUGUCUACAGUGAAGCUGUGGCCAGUCACUACAUGCGACAAAUACUUGAAGCGCUGCGCUAUUGCCAUGACAACAAUGUCAUACACAGAGAUGUCAAGCCUCAUUGUGUGCUGCUGGCAUCUAAAGAGAACUCUGCUCCUGUGAAACUGGGUGGUUUUGGAGUGGCUAUACAGCUGGGAGAGUCUGGACUCGUGGCUGGAGGUCGUGUGGGCACUCCUCACUUCAUGGCUCCAGAGGUGGUGAAGCGUGAGCCGUACGGGAAGCCCGUGGAUGUUUGGGGUUGUGGGGUGAUUCUUUUCAUCCUGUUAAGCGGCUGUUUGCCCUUUUACGGCACUAGAGAACGUCUGUUUGAAGCCAUCGUCAAAGGCAAAUACAAGAUGAAUCCUCGUCAGUGGGCUCAGAUCUCAGAGAGCGCUAAAGAUCUGGUGCGGCGGAUGCUGAUGCUCGACCCCGCUGAGAGAAUCACUGUUUAUGAAUCUCUCAAUCACCCCUGGCUCAAGGAGAGAGAUCGUUACUCUUAUAAAAUUCACCUGCCAGAAACUGUUGAGCAGCUGAGGAAGUUUAACGCUCGGAGGAAACUGAAGGGCGCCGUGCUCGCUGCCGUAUCAAGCCACAAGUUCAACUCGUUUUACGGCGACCCUCCCGAAGACCUGCAUGAUUUCUCAGAGGACCCCACGUCUUCAGGAUUGCUUGCUGCAGAAAGGGCCGUGUCUCAAGUUCUGGACAGUCUAGAGGAGAUUCACGCAUUGACAGACUGCAGUGAGAAAGAUCUGGACUUCCUGCACAGCGUCUUCCAGGACCAACAUCUGCACAUACUGCUAGAUUUGUAUGAUAAAAUCAACAGUCGAUCUUCACCUCAAAUCAGAAACCCUCCCAGUGAUGCCGUUCAGAGAGCGAAAGAGGUCCUGGACACCCUUUCCUGUUACCCAGAGAACAUGGAGGCAAAAGAACUGAAGAGAAUUCUCACUCAGCCACAUUUCAUGGCUCUGCUACAGACCCAUGAUGUGGUGGCUCAUGAGGUUUACAGCGACGAGGCGUUGAGAGUGACUCCGCCCCCCACCUCACCGUACCUGAACGGAGACUCGCCCGAGAGCAUCAACGGAGAGAUGGACCUGGAGAACGUCACGCGUGUGCGACUGGUGCAGUUCCAGAAGAACACGGAUGAGCCCAUGGGCAUUACUCUGAAGAUGAACGAUCUGAAUCACUGUAUCGUAGCAAGAAUCAUGCACGGAGGAAUGAUCCACAGACAAGGAACGCUGCAUGUGGGAGACGAGAUUCGUGAAAUAAACGGCAUCAGUGUCGCAAAUCAAACAGUGGAGCAGCUGCAGAAGAUGCUGCGUGAGAUGAGAGGCAGCAUCACGUUCAAGAUUGUACCGAGUUAUCGCAGUCAGUCUAUAUCCUGUGAUAAAGAGUCACCGGAUGUGUCCAGACAGUCUCCUGCUAAUGGACACUCCAGUGUCACCAGCUCAAUAUUAGAUUUACCAUCGACUAUCCAGCCGAAAGGUCGACAGAUCUCCAGAUCUGCAGUGAAGGAUAAAUUGUUCCGUAAGAUCUACGUGCGAGCACAAUUCGAGUACGACCCGUCUAAAGACGACCUGAUUCCCUGUAGAGAGGCGGGCGUGCGCUUCAGAGUGGGCGACAUCAUUCAGAUCAUCAGUAAAGACGAUCAUAACUGGUGGCAGGGCAAACUGGAGAACACGAAGAAUGGCACGGCGGGACUGAUCCCAUCACCGGAGCUGCAGGAGUGGCGUGUCGCAUGUAUAGCCAUGGAGAAAACCAAACAGGAGCAGCAGGCGAGCUGUACGUGGUUCGGCAAGAAGAAGAAACAGUAUAAAGACAAAUAUUUAGCCAAACACAACGCAGUGUUUGAUCAACUAGAUCUGGUGACGUAUGAAGAGGUGGUGAAGCUGCCGGCAUUCAAGAGAAAAACACUGGUGCUGUUGGGUGCUCAUGGGGUCGGCAGGAGACACAUCAAAAACACACUCAUCGCCAAACAUCCCGACAGAUUCGCCUAUCCUAUUCCACACACGACUCGACCGCCGAAGAAAGACGAGGAGAACGGGAAGAACUAUUUCUUUGUGUCACAUGACCAGAUGAUGCAGGACAUCUCUAAUAAUGAUUAUCUGGAGUACGGCAGCCAUGAAGACGCCAUGUACGGCACGCGCCUCGAGACCAUCCGCAAGAUCCACGAGCUGAACAUGGUCGCCAUCCUGGACGUAGAGCCACAGGCGCUGAAGGUUUUGCGAACGGCUGAAUUUGCACCGUACGUCAUCUUCAUUGCCGCACCGACCAUCACCCCCGCUAUGAAUGAGGACGAGUCUCUGCAGCGACUGCAGAAGGAGUCGGAGGCGUUACAGCACUCGUACGCGCAUUACUUCGAUCAGACCAUCAUCAAUAACGAGAUUGACGACACCAUCCGUCUGCUGGAGGAAGCCAUUGAUCUGGUGUCCAGCACCUCACAGUGGGUGCCCGUGUCCUGGGUGUACUAACAAACACCCUCAUGUGCCCACAGCCAUUCCUCAUUAAACACUCACACACUCGCAAGAACUACCGGUGUGUAGUGCUGUAUAUAUCUAUACAUAUAUAAAUAGCUAUAAAUAUGAAUAUAUAAGUCAUAGAUAUGGUCAUGUACUUAUAACGAGGGGGGGUUGAUGAUGUUUUAUACUCUUUUCUUUUUAAAUGUACGAGACGGCGUCUCAUAGCAAUGAUGAGCACAGUCAGUCGUGGGGGGAGGGGGGUACUCCACCCCCUUCAGACCCCAUCCAAUCCAAACCUAUUGUCUGUGGGCGUGGUUACGGUGACACGCCCACCGACAGUCGAUAAGCACAGUUGACCGUGCCACAAUCCCCCCUCUCCUUUAUGUGCACGAGCACCAUUUGCACGGACCCCGAACAGAACUGUGAGAUGGCUCGCCACAUUCUGUCCUUCCCUGGUCACUGAGACUCGAGGGCCCGUUUCAUCCACCCCUCUGUUUACAGAUGUAGGUUUGCACAAGGGCAGCAGAGGGCGCUCUUCCUCUGUGUUCCUCUUCCUCUAGAUGUCUGUAUGUUAAUCCUUCACAGUCGAGAGCGCAGAAAGCGUGUGCAGUCGGUGUCACCAGUGUUACGACAUCAUCUCCUGGAGGAAAUUUCCCGCUUGUUUCCCAGUCUGCUCUGAGAGAGGCAAGGAAGUGGGACGGACACCCAUGCACACUCACACAACCUCUGAAUGGACAGCUUCCCUCAUGAACCUGUGUAGUGACGUGUUUGUAAAUUGUCCUGGAUUUGAUUUCUUGUGCGGAACUGGAGGAAAUUCUUCAUUAAUCGAUCAGUCAUUUCAGGAAAUGUGUCUUAAAAGAGUAUUAUUGUUUUACUUUGAGAAAACCCAUUAUUGUGUGUAAAUGUUUCAAUGGUGCGUACAUUUUGCGAUUGAAAUGAAGUAGUGUGCAUAAACAUAAUUGAACAGACUGUGUGUGAACUCUUCAUUUCAUAUUGCCCUGUGUAAAUUCCUGUGCAAAUGAUCAAACUUCUCUUCAGUAUGUUUGUUUUUUUAUCUCUUUCCUUUCAUGUGUUGAAAAAGUAAAUUGAAAUUUGAAA